Molecule: messenger RNA, 1438 nt
Organism: Ipomoea nil (Japanese morning glory)
Lineage: Eukaryota; Viridiplantae; Streptophyta; Magnoliopsida; Solanales; Convolvulaceae
Product: vesicle-associated protein 1-2-like
Exons: 9
Coding region: 210-1166 (318 amino acids)
Biological process (GO): endoplasmic reticulum membrane organization
Cellular component (GO): endoplasmic reticulum membrane; plasma membrane
Source: RefSeq, a predicted model, not a curated record
AAACGCAUUAUUAUUUCCAGUUUUCCACCGCCCUGUUUGAAAAGGAAGUACACUAAAUACGCCCCUCUGUCUCUCUCGGUUUCGUCGCCAAUCAAGCAAGAAUCGCCGUUGAUUUCAGCUCCUUUCGUAUAGGUAUUUGGUCUGUCAGUUUUGCAGUUACAGUGAUCUACUAUUGCAGUUGAAUUGGGGGAGAAGAGAGAGAAGCAGAAAUGCAUUUUGAGCUGGUGGAUAUACAACCUCGGGAAAUCACAUUCACAUUUGAACCGAGGAAGCAAAGCUCAUGUACCAUCCAUUUAUUCAAUAAGACCGAUAAACAUGUUGCCUUUAAGGUCAAGACCACUAAUCCAAAGAAAUAUUGUGUCCGACCAAACACAGGAGUUAUUAGUUCAAAGUCAUUAUGCGAAUUUAAGAUAACUAUGCAAGCACAGCGGGAACCUCCUCCCGAUAUGGUAUGCAAGGACAAGUUCUUAGUUCAGAGUAAAGUUGUUCCAGAGGAGACAUCUGAUAAAGAUAUUACCUCAGAGACAUUUUCUAAAGACGAUGGCGAAUAUGUCCAAGAGAACAAGCUAAGGGUGAUUCUUGUAGAUCCACUUGACUCACCUGACCUAUCACCAAUAAAUGGAGCACAGAGUCAUCCACCAAAUUUUGAAUCUUCUCCACCAAAAUGUUUAGAAGAUCUUUCUGGUAAUGAAGAAACCCAAAUUCCACAACGAAAGCCAGCUGAGGAGGAGUUUAAACAGGAAAAUAAAGAGGAGCCAGUGAAAGCAAAAGAUGUAGAGAUUGAAACUGCAAAGGAUGUAGAAAAGGUGGAAUUUGUUGAUGAGAUCAAUACAAUGAAGUCAAAGUUGGAGCCAAUGAAAGCAAAAGAUGUAGAGAUUGAAACUGCAAAGGAUGUGGAAAAUGUGGAAUUUGUUGAUGAGAUCAAUACAAUGAAGUCAAAGUUGAAUGCACUAGAGCUUAAACUAAGCGAGGCUGAAGCAACCAUUUCAAGGCUGACACAGGAGACGAGGGGGUCUGCUCAAGAGAAAGAAAGCUUACAACGAGAACUGGCGCGAUUGAGAAGUAGGAAAGGCGCGAGAAAAGUGCAAGUUGGAUUUCCAUUGCUGUAUGUGGUUAUGGUUGCUCUCAUAAGUCUUGCACUUGGAUACAUGUUUCACCGCCAGUAGAAGUAGUUCCCAUAUGUAGCUGGAGUAGCAGCAGCAGAGAAGUUAUAAAUAAAUAUUUUUACAUGGAAUGACUGUAGUCUGUAUAUUAAUAUUAAUGAGUGUAAAUACUCUACUAAGUACCUUAGCACACUGUAUUGCUUAGGGGAAAUUAUUAUUAGGUACAUCAUAGCAUACAUAAGUGUACUAUGCUAAUAAUGUUCCGAUGUUCUGUUGGAAAUCCGACAUUUUGUCAUACAAUAAUAAUAAAAAAAAAAAGAGUAGUAUUUUAUAUA